AUGUCGAGCGGCAAUACCUCGUCCAAGAAGGUGUUGCUACGGACCUUCGAAGACUGGGGCCGCUGGGACGAAGAAUUCCAAACAAAGUCCAUCAGUCUACAUCUGUGGGAUUGCAUCAACCCAGACAGCGACGAGGCUUUGAUGGAGAAGCCCGGAAGACCGGCAUUCGAGUCUUACAAUCGGAAGAUUCCUCCUAGAGCCACCGACCCGGAGCACCUGUCCCAACAGGGAAGACAGACCCGCCACAGUGGGCAAUCGAGUCAGACGAUCAGCCAGUCCUCGACAGGCGACCCUACGACUUCGAUUACAGAAUCAACCGACCCACAGCUGCGGGCUCGAAACCUAUCCGAACUUACGGCGGACGACAAAGCCUCCUUUACGUUCGAAUGGAGAGUGUACGAGCAAGACUACAAGGAAUACAAAGAACAAGAAACAAAUUCUGAGAAGCUGAAGGCCUGGGUUAUUGACACGGUAGACUAUGGCUUGCGCCAAAGCUCCUGUCGUGCAAUAUGGGACCUUCGGACGUGGUACUCCAACCUACGGACAAGUGUAGGAGCUACAGAAAGGGAACAACAAACUGCAGCUCGUCGAAAAUACCAGGCAGCUACGGCAACCUUAGCUAGGGUGCCCAGGGAUUUCGCUGGAUGGAUCACAUCCUGGGAGAUGGCUACGAACCACGCCCUCGUGAGAAAGACAGGCGGCGUCGAGGACCCCAACACUUGGUUUGACGACUUAACCAAGGCCAUUCAACCAAUCUUGGGUAGUUGGGUCACCAUAUACGCAGGAAUCUACUAA
Colletotrichum destructivum is the source of this 795-nucleotide messenger RNA. RefSeq lists its product as uncharacterized. The transcript has a single exon. The coding region runs from base 1 to 795 and encodes 264 amino acids. NCBI's taxonomy places the organism in Eukaryota, Fungi, Ascomycota, Sordariomycetes, Glomerellales, Glomerellaceae. The record is from RefSeq and is a predicted model, not a curated record.